Colossoma macropomum (tambaqui) is the source of this 2050-nucleotide messenger RNA. RefSeq names its product muscle segment homeobox 1b (gene msx1b). Gene Ontology annotation, molecular function: RNA polymerase II transcription regulatory region sequence-specific DNA binding; DNA-binding transcription factor activity, RNA polymerase II-specific. Gene Ontology annotation, cellular component: nucleus. The record is from RefSeq and is a predicted model, not a curated record. Gene Ontology annotation, biological process: embryonic morphogenesis; regulation of transcription by RNA polymerase II. The transcript is spliced from 2 exons. NCBI's taxonomy places the organism in Eukaryota, Metazoa, Chordata, Actinopteri, Characiformes, Serrasalmidae. Bases 642 to 1445 code for a protein of 267 amino acids.
CUCUCUUACUGCAAUAAGACAUUUCAUUUCUCUUUUUUUUCCCCACGUUUUUACCUUUUUCCUUUUCACACGCUCCAGAGCGAUGAACCUUAGCUCGGCUACGUGUGACGAUACAGGUUAGAAGUUUCACCAAAAGACUAAAGUUAAUUCCUUUGUGUGGUUUUCAAUGACUAUACAGCAGUGGGAUAUGGACACUUCUAAAGCUUCCCCACUGUUUAAUUGGGCUAAAAUUGGCCUGCCUGCGCUCCAAAGAAGAGUCCGGAGCCCCGAGGCCGUCCAUACAUCAACCUCAGCGAGACGCCUGCCAUUAACAACGGCUCGCUUUUUCCUCAGCGUCCUCUUCGCUGCCUUUUCGCGGGGGAGGGGAUCCGGACCAAUAGGAACGAAGCUCGCGGGGCGGGACGUUGUCGAGCGGACGCGCUGAUUGGGCGGCGCGGGCCGAGAGGCGGGGCUUGCGCUUGUUUAUAUGCGACGCUGUUCGGCGAGAGCAGCUAACGGUCUGUCAAAAUAAGAAAGUGAAGUUUGAAGAAAAGAGGGAGGAGGAGAGCAGGAGGAGGAUUUAGAGGAGGAGACGGGAGAGCUACACCUGAGGUAGCCUACAUGCUGAAACCUCACGGUCCCAGGCCCAUAGGAGCCCGAAGAUGAUGAACUCUCCCGAGGGAGCAGCACCGGUGGCUUUCGAAACCGCGGCGGCUCACGGCAAACCGGAGCAGGAGGAGAGCGAGGAGAGCAAGCCCAAAGAGGUGGCGGUUGGCUCGGAGGCUAAAAGCAAGGCGAGUCGCCACCCGUUCAGCGUCGAGUCGCUCAUCUCCAAGAAGACACCCAGCAGCAGCCCGGCGCCGGCGCAGCCAGGACCCUUAACCCAGCCCAACGCGGGCCAGUACCCUCACAGGACUUACUUCACAGGUCAGAAGAGCAAAGUUUCGCUCGCUUUCCCCACCGUGUCGGACUGCCUGAACAAUGACGAGAGCGAGGACUCGAGUGACAAGGAGCAGAGCACUUGGCUGAAGAGCCCAGCCUUCAACUCCCCACCGAGACACCCGAGUCCCACGCCGUGUCACCUGCGCAAGCACAAGAGCAACCGGAAGCCGCGCACGCCCUUCACCACGGCGCAGCUGCUCUCGCUCGAGCGCAAGUUCCGCCAGAAGCAGUACCUGUCCAUCGCGGAGCGCGCGGAGUUCUCCAACGCGCUCAACCUCACCGAGACGCAGGUGAAGAUCUGGUUCCAGAACCGGCGCGCCAAGGCCAAGCGGCUGCACGAGGCCGAGCUGGAGAAGCUGAAGUUGGCCGCCAAGCCCGUGCUCCCGGCGCUCGCGCUGCCCUUCGCUUUCGGAGCGCACGCGGCGGCGUCGUCCAUGUACGGGACCCCGGGGCCUGGGCCGCGAGCCGCUGUAGCCGUGCCGGGCCUCUUCAGCUCACCGUACGGAAUGUAUUAUUUGUCUUAACUGUCUGAGGACUUAAGCCUCGCGCAAGACACGGACAAAAUCAUAUUGCUACAUAUCGCGAUACGCACUGCAGUCUGCAGAAACGCGUUGCCGUGGUCAGAGAUCAGCCUGCCUUAUUGACAGCCCUGAUCACGGUCAGCUAUAGGGCUGCGCGGCGUGGACAGACUAUAUUAUCAUGUACUGGCAUUACAAUGUGCCUUGAAAUAUAAACAAUAACACAUUGGUGAACCCUGGAUGGGACUUUGGCGCAUUAUUAGAAGCCUCUGGUCACGUUCGCCUUAACGUGCGCGUGCUUACGUUGCAAUAACCCUGGGACAAGACAGUGAACACUUACAGUACCUCUGACUGAAGCCACGUGCACAUCACUUCAGUUGUUGCUGGGUUUGUAGAGAUCUGACUCUUUAUAAGCCACGUUCUCCUCUGAGAUUCACCAGUUUAUCCAUUACUGCAAUUAUUGUAGCCUUACACAGCAAGACCCCCACACUGGGCAAAAGGGCUCGUCAGUUUAAGUGACAUUUAACUCAGAUAAAUACUUUGAAUGAAGCAGUGCAAAGCUUCAGGUUAGCAACACAUCAAUUAAAACCUCAUAAACACUUCCACUUUCU